CGCCCGCCAGGGGGCGCUCGGCCGGACGCCGACCCCCGGGAGCGGCGGGGCUGGAGGAGGCGGAGCCCAGCCUGGCAAGAUGGCGCCGUCCGCCUUGCUGCGCCCUUUCUCCAAGCUGCUGGCCCCGGCCAGGCUCCCGAGCGGCUCUUCAGCGCGGUCAAAGUUCUACAUUCGGGAACCGCCACAUGGCAGACCUGACUGGCUGAAGGUUGGACUGACCUUGGGCACCUCCGUUUUCUUGUGGAUGUGUCUCAUCAAACAACAUAAUGAAGAUGUUUUAGAGUAUAAAAGAAGCAAUCGGUUGGAAUAAACUUUUGAAAUACCGAUACAGUAUAUAGUGUUUAUAGCAGUUCCUCUGGAUUCACCAAUCUGUUGAGCUGUAAAUGUGAGAGAAAGAGUUACAUGUGAACGUCAAGUCAGCAUUUGUGUUUCACAUAAUUAAAUUUAAAAAUACUUCUGUAUUCUUCAGAUUAUGUACAUUGUGACAAUGUAUAAAAUGUCAAUUCUAACAUAAAUUACUAGAAGUAUUUUAAUGUGGAAAGUACCAUCUGAUAAUAGGGUCAGUGGUAAUUAAGGACACAUUGGUAAGAAAACUUUUUAAGGAUAUAGAUUAAAAAAAAAAUCACUGCUGAGGAUUUACUCCUUCUGUCAACUUCUAAUUUCUAAUGAGAGCACUUAUUUAGUGAUCAGGUUGAUAGAACUACUCCUAGUCUAUUAUUUAAAAUACAAAAGAACCCAAAUACUAUUUUCUUCUUACCAGAGUUUCUUCGGACUCCAUUUCCUUGAGUUUGAAUGAUUUUCAUUUGGGUGACUGUUUUUACACCGGUAUGGCAACAGUUGGCUCUUUUUGCUAAUAUGACUUUCAUCCAAUGAAUAACAAACUAUUCAAAAAAAGGAGUUGGUGAGAGCUAAUAGAGACAAAUGAAAAAACACUUCACUUAUCCCUUAUCAAAACCCUUUCUUGUGAAUCAGUUAACACCUAUUUAUAUGCCACUUCAUUAACAUAUAAUUUAAACACUUAAUGUAUUAAUACUAUACAUUUAAAAGUGUAUUAUUUGUAUCUGCAUUCUGAUGUUAAAUAGAAAGUUUCAUUGCCUUAUAAAUGGCUUUGUGUUUUGGGCUCUGGCCAACACUUACUCUGGGAGAUUCAUGGCCCAAUACCUUUGGAAGUCACUUCUGAACAUAAAUUCAGAGUUACAUUAUCUCAGAAUAAGUAUUUAAUCCAAAUUCAGUGAAAGACCAGAUAAAACAGUAACUAUUAACUUUUGUCAAUUUGGAGUCCUAGCUGGUAGAACUGGAAAGGACCUUAGGGGGUCAUAUAGACCAAUUCCAUAAUUUUACAAAUGCGAAAACCAGAGGUAAAGAGUCAUUUGCCCAAUAUCACUGGAAAGUAGAAUGAUGGACUCUUAAAGAUGACCAUGUCCUAUUCCCCAGAAUUUGUAUAUAUGUUAGGUUAGGUUAGGCAAAGGGGAAUUAAGGUUGCAGAUGGAAUUAAAUUUGCUAAUCAACUGACAUUGAGAUGGAGAGAUUAUCCUGGAUUAUCUGGUUGGGCCUGAUGUAAUCACAAGGGUCCUUAGAAGUGGAAGAGGGAGGCACCAGUGUGUGUCAGAGUGGUGUGAUAUGAGACAGAUUCAGCCAGCCAUUGCUAGCUUUGAAGAUGAAAGAGGGCCAAGAGCCAAGGGACGGAGAAGUCAAAGAAAUUCUACCCUGGAGCCUCCAGACAGGAACACAGCCUUGCUGACACCUUAACUUUAGCCCAGUGAGACCCAUGUUGGAUUUCUCACCUACAAAAAUGUAAGAUAAUAAAUUUGUGUUGUUUUAAACCACUAAGUUUGUUAUAGCAGCAGUAGGAAGCUAAUAUUGUCACAUGGUAAUGGACCAAGAAGUCAGGUAUCAACUCCCAAUUCAAGGAACUUUACCCUAAAAGAGACACUUAAAAUUCACAUCCCUAAAGGGAACAGAAAACUCUAAGACACUUGGAAUUCUGGAAACUGAUAACCUUAGUUGGAAAUAAAAUACAGCUUUAACAAGCAAGAUUUACUGUAUGUCAGGCCUUGAAAAUAAAGCUGCCCUGUGUGGACUUUCA
This is a messenger RNA of Balaenoptera musculus (blue whale), 2086 nucleotides long. RefSeq names its product NADH:ubiquinone oxidoreductase subunit C1 (gene NDUFC1). Bases 80 to 310 code for a protein of 76 amino acids. The record is from RefSeq and is a predicted model, not a curated record. NCBI's taxonomy places the organism in Eukaryota, Metazoa, Chordata, Mammalia, Artiodactyla, Balaenopteridae. Gene Ontology annotation, cellular component: mitochondrion. The transcript has 4 exons.